This is a messenger RNA of Drosophila nasuta, 1350 nucleotides long. RefSeq lists its product as uncharacterized. The record is from RefSeq and is a predicted model, not a curated record. Gene Ontology annotation, biological process: glutathione metabolic process. Lineage: Eukaryota; Metazoa; Arthropoda; Insecta; Diptera; Drosophilidae. Gene Ontology annotation, molecular function: glutathione transferase activity.
AUGGAUCUUUAUUAUUCGCCUUACGCUUCAUCGACUGGGGCCAUUCUUUUACUUGGCAAGGUUUUUGGUGUGGAAAUAAAUAAAAUUCCGAUCAAUAUCCAGGCAAAGGAACAGCUAAAGCCUGAGUUUGUGAAGCUGAAUCCUCAGCACACCAUUCCUACAAUCGUCGACAACGGAUUCUCUCUGUGGGAAUCUCGUGUCAUUCUCACCUAUCUGAUCGACAAGUACGCAAAAGAUGAUUCCCUUUACCCUAAGGACGACCAGAAACGCGCGGUUGUGAAUCAACGACUCUACUUUGAUUUGGGAACACUACACAAGGCUCUCGCAGAGUACUACUAUCCACAGUUCCGAAAGAAAGAAGCUGAUCCCGAGCUAUUCAAGAAGGUAGAGGAGGCCCUAAGUUUCCUUAAUAGUUUUUUGGAGGGGCAACAGUACCUGGCGGGUGAUUCUCUCACCGUUGCUGACAUUGCCAUUCUCUCCACCCUUGCUUUCUUUCAAGCCGUCGGUCUAGACAUUAGCAAAUACAGCAAUGUUGCCAAGUGGUACGAGAAUGGUAGCAAAGUGACUCCUGCAUGGGAUGAGAUCGAGAAUACUCAUUUAAUUAAAGUAAUGAGCAGAAGCAUGUGGAUAUCUCGGCAACCCGUCGCAACAAACAUGGAUUUUUAUUAUUCACCUUACUCUUCUAUGGGUGCUGCUAUCCUUUUGAUUGGAAAGGCUCUUGGUCUCGAAAUCAAUAAAAUUCAUGUCAACGUCCACCAGCAGGAACAACUGAAGCCAGAAUUCGUGAAGCUCAAUCCACAGCACACCAUUCCCACUCUCAACGAUAACGGUUUCGUUGUUUGGGAAUCUCGAGCCAUUCUCACCUAUCUCGUUGAACAGUAUGGAAAGGAUGAUUCUCUUUACCCGAAGGAUCCUCAGAAGCGUGCUCUUGUAAAUCAACGCCUCUACUUCGAUAUGGGAAAGCUUUAUAAAUCCUUCCUGGAGUACUUCUAUCAGCAAAUCCAAAAGAAACCAGAAGAUCCCGAGCUAUUCAAGAAGGUGGAAGCUGCCCUAGAGUUCCUCAACAUUUUCCUCGAGGGGGAAAAGUAUGUGGCAGGUGAUUCCUUCACUGUUGCCGAUAUUGCUAUCCUCGCAACCGUGGCCAAUUUAAAAGUCAUUAAUGUAGACUAUAGCAAAUACACAAAUAUUGUUAGAUGGUAUGAGAAUGGUAGAAAAGAAGCACCUGGAUGGGAAGAGGUUGAAAAUACCGCUGAUACAUUUAAGGCAGUCAUUGAAGCAAGAAAGUAAAAUAACAUAUUUUAAAAAAACCCUUUUAAAAUAAUUAAAUUCUCUUUAAAUAAAUUAUUUACA